Molecule: messenger RNA, 1024 nt
Organism: Dromaius novaehollandiae (emu)
Lineage: Eukaryota; Metazoa; Chordata; Aves; Casuariiformes; Dromaiidae
Gene: RTRAF
Product: RNA transcription, translation and transport factor
Exons: 8
Coding region: 114-848 (244 amino acids)
Biological process (GO): tRNA splicing, via endonucleolytic cleavage and ligation
Cellular component (GO): tRNA-splicing ligase complex
Molecular function (GO): RNA binding
Source: RefSeq, a predicted model, not a curated record
GGCAACGCGAAGGAAGGGGCCGCUCCUUCCUGUCCGCCUCGGCCUGAGACGGGGAAGCGCGGCUGGGCCUGGCCCUGAGCCGAGGCGCCGCUGCCGGCUCGGGUACCGGCGCCAUGUUCCGCCGCAAGCUGUCGGCGCUCGACUACCACAACCCGGCCGGCUUCAACUGCAGGGAUGAAACAGAAUUCAGAAAUUUUAUUGUCUGGCUUGAAGACCAGAAAAUCAGACACUACAAGAUUGAAGACCGCGGGAACUUGAGAAACAUACACAGCGAUGAUUGGCCCAAAUCUUUUGAAAAGUAUAUGAAGGAUGUAAACUGUCCCUUCAAAAUACAAGAACGACAAGAAACAGUGGACUGGCUUCUUGGGUUAGCAGUUAGGCUUGAGUAUGGAGAUAAUGCCGAUAAGUAUAAGGACUCUAACCCUGACGGUGCUAAAAAUGCUGACAAUACAGCAAAAAAUGCAGAGCCGCUGAUUAACUUGGAUGUGAAUAAUCCUGAUUUCAAGGCCGGAGUGAUGGCUUUAGCUAAUCUGCUUCAAAUCCAGCGGCACGAUGAUUACUUGGUAAUGCUUAAGGCAAUUCGCAUUUUGGUUCAAGAACGCUUGACGCAGGACGCCAUAGCAAAGGCGAAUCAGUCCAAGGAGGGUUUGCCUGUUGCUUUAGAAAAGCACAUCCUUGGUUUUGACACAGGAGAUGCUGUUCUCAAUGAAGCUGCCCAGAUUCUGCGACUGCUGCAUAUAGAGGAACUCCGAGAGCUGCAAACAAAAAUUAAUGAAGCCAUCGUAGCAGUUCAGGCAAUUAUUGCUGAUCCCAAGACGGACCACAGACUGGGGAAAGUUGGAAGAUGAACACAUUAAAAUUUUAGUCUGUCUGCUUAGUACAAUUAGGAACUAUGUACAACUCUGGCAUGCAGUUUGAAAUGAUAUUAUUUUACUGUUUUGAAAGAAGGCAGAGGAAAUUGAAUUCUGACUGUUUGAGUGAACUACCAUUUUUCUUUAAAUAAAGUUGGGGAAAUAGAGACAAA